Ectocarpus sp. CCAP 1310/34 is the source of this 4463-nucleotide messenger RNA. The record is from the annotation of a GenBank genome assembly. Lineage: Eukaryota; Phaeophyceae; Ectocarpales; Ectocarpaceae.
GUCCACGAGGUUGAAAUAAAACAAGAGGCGAGCGGAAGGUGAUAACGAGCGGGUGCGGGGCCCAUAUAUUCGUCCUCACACAGUCGAACCAAUUCCGCCCGCCUGCCGCACCUUCGGAAUCUGGUGGUCCUUGCACGAAACCAAGGUUUUUGCCGGUAAGGGAAGCGGACCGAUUGCCUGCGGAUGGCAGCCUCGACGAAUGACCAAGUGGGGAUGUCCUUCCCGGGAGGGGUGGCCGUGGUGGGAGAUGGCACAGCUGAAGAACGAGAACAGCCGGAGCAAAAAAAUAACGUGAAACUAGCGGAUGCCGCGUCAGUGGCUGCUGAAGAGGGAUACCUAAAUGCUGACGAUGGGGGCGACUAUGGUUCGGAUCAUCGGGGAAGCGAUUCAGAUGACUAUCAUUACUCUGAUUCGGAUUCGGAAUGCGAAUGUGGAGGGGAAUGGCCGAAGCAUCCCGCGGAAGUUGAUGCGGACGAGUUUAUCGACGGCGUGGACGGUAUAUCUGCAAGGGUCCACUUAUCCCCGGCCCUGACGAAUAUCUGGGUUUAUGUCGGUCCUCGGAGACUUUCGGAGGGCCGUGCUUCUGGAACUUGUGUCAAGACCGUCGGCCUGGAUCCCAGCAAAGGAGUGUUGGUGAUGCUCACCACCCCCCACGACUACAUAUCGUCAGGCGAGUUCCCGCAAGUGAAGUGGGCAAGGCAGGUGGCACCGGCGGCGAUGGACAAGCAGAAAAUGGACACCUACGGAAGCAUCGGGAAGACAUUCCCGCACGAGUGGAUGCUCUGCGGGAAGAUUAAGGCGCAGUUGACGCGAGCUUGGUCCCAAGGCAAGGGGACAUCACGCACGAGCGGCGAACACGCCAAAGGAGGAGACCGACCCGAGCGAGAGAUGGGCGCCGAUGUCUGCCGUGACGGCGGAUCCCCCGCUCGAGAGGGUGGGGUAACGGCGGCGAUGACGGCAGGAGAGGGGAGGGCGAACGAGGAGACGGGCGGGGGGAAGCUUGACAGCGCUGCAAUACGUCGGGCGGUUAAGAUGAUUUGCGAGUCCACUGUGGUAUCGGCGGGGCUUGCUGCCUAUGUUCUGCGGAUCUCAAAGAACGACGAACAAAAGGCUCAGCUUUGCCUUGCCGAUGAGGAACAGCGACCGGCGCUGAAGGCAGCAUUCAAGGAAUUCACUGAGCUGAAGGGGAGAUUUCCACAGGUUGACGAGGUAUCUUGCUUUCACGCAGUUGCGGCCCAUCCUGGGUCCAUCGAGCUGCAACGUGACUACCUGGUGUGCAUGGCGCUGGCGCAGCCCCUGUUGUACCCGCUGCCUCAGCCGAAGGGGGACACUGCUGACGGCGACGAUCUGUUAGACCAGUACCGUAGGGCUGAGUUGAAGACGCUCGCCAAAACAAACCCAUUGGUUUGCGUGGCGCUGACCGUGAUCGAAGGGCUGAAGAACAUUGUCGAGACCUGCCUGGUUUGCGGCGAUGAAAUACAGGGGCACACCGUGUCGAUGCCGACCGUGUGCCACCAGCGCUUGUGUACAUUGACCUCGAGGGUUUUGGAGAGCCGGAAGCGCUGGAACUUCGCGUUUCAUCAAGCCCAGUCACCCACCAUGUCCCCGGCGAGGCAGGUUGUGCGAAAGAAGCUUUUCGAGGCGCCGUCGGAUAUCGUCCUCGUAAGUCCUGCGGGAGGUCUAGAAGGACAGGUGCUCAACAACGGAGAGGUGGUGGAACUGUUGAUCGACCUCUUCCGUAGAGCCUUGGAGGGCACGCGGCCCGAGCUAGGCUUUCCGGAUGCGGUGUUCGGACUUCAGGGGACCGGUCGCACGAGGGCCGAGAGCGUCAUCGAAAAAGUGCGUCUGGUGCUGAACGCGCUGCCGUCCGUGGCAGACGUGCAACGGUGCAUAAGGGGGGAGGGAAGCCUUGGCAACGAGGAGAAGCAGAAUGACAGCAUCGGAGAGCUUUCCUCGCCGUCAUCCUUUGGUUGUCAAGUGGGUGGUGGUGUUGGCAGUGGUGUCGGGGUCCCGUUUGGAGCUCGAGUGGCUGUCGCUGGUGUCGACGAUGACACGAAAGGAGGCGAGGGCAGCGACACGGGGGCAAAGGAAGCCCCUUCCGGAGAGGUUUCGCCCCUGAAGGAGGCGUUGUCGAAAAUCGACCCGCUGUUGUACCCCCUGCUGGAGUGGCUUUUAUCGACGAUUCACGGAGGACAUUUGCACCUGUUGAAGGAAGCUGAAGCUAUCGAAGGGGUUUCAUGCAAGAAGCAGUUCGUGCUUACAGACACCUCAGCGCGAGAGGAGCGUUUCCAGGCGAUGAAGCGGGAGGCGGCGGCUUCGUCGAACGGGACAGGGUCGCUUUUCGCGUUCCACGGCAGCGCUCCGGGAAACUGGCACGGGAUCCUUCGCUUGGGUAUCAAGAACAUGUCAGGCUCGAAGUACAUGUCGAACGGGCUUGUUUGCGGCAAGGGCAUCUACAUGAGUCGUACUCUCGGCGCGUCGCUUUCCUACACGUUGGAAGUACAUCGGCCAGUGGUGAGAAUCAAGCCGGGGUCGACGAAGGCUUUCGCUGCUACUCCUACCACUGCGGCAACACCCAAAGCUGCCAACCGUGGCAUAGGUGCUGCCAUUUCUCGUGCUGCUUCUCGUGUUUUUGCUCGCGCUACUACGAAGGCUUCCGAUGCCGCUGCUUCCAGCACGGCUGCAAAUGCUACCAGUGCUGCUGCUGCUCCUGCCUUUGUUGGAAGCCCUUCGACGCAAGGCGUUGCAUCUGGCGGUCGCGGUGGGCAUGGGAACAGGUUGAGCCCACCCGCCGUCAACGCACCGAAAACGCCCGCCAUCGUUGCUGUAUAUGAAGUCAUCGACAGACCGGAAUACAAGCGAAACAACCGUCUCAUGGUUAUUCCGGACGAGCACUGCGUGGCGAUGAGGUUCCUGCUGAUCGACCCCAGUCAGGCAAGUCUCCGCUUGGCCAAUGGUGACUUGGCGGCUGCCGCGGAGACACGGUACGCCAGCAUUAACCGCGCCCCAUAGCGUCGUCGUCAACAAAUGACAUUUGUGAUCUUGCCUGUGAGGACCGGCGUUGGUACCGAUUUUCUUGCGGCACUGUCGCCUGGCGGUGGUGACGGUGGGCCGUAAGGCAGCCAGAAAAAAUCUACACUGGGUAAUAAUGCAGCAUGACAGUGUUGAGGAGGGGGUAUCUCGUCUGCACAGCGUUCGGCGCAAUGCAUGUGAGCCAAUGUGCCUCGAUUCCCUCAUCUGCGGAAACCACGAUUCUUGGAAUUUCUGUUUGUAGGCAACAAGCUGAAACCCUUUCAGGGGGACAGGAGUAAAGAUUCUUGCCGGGUGCACCAUGCGUACAUUUAGUGGAAUGUUUCUAGAGACGUUUGGUAAGGUAUGCCCUCGGUACAGGUGUACAUGCACAGCUGCAUGAACGACGGGGCAGGCACGUAAAGCGGCAGACAGGGCGCAGCAGCAGAGGGGAAUGUUUAGGAGAUGGGAUGGGUAAUUCCCGAGGUUUCCGAUAUUAGGUGGAAAAAGGAACCCCGACUGAAGUUUGCAUAGCAGGGCUGCCGCAGGUGUUUGCGGACAUCACAUGUAAUAUGUGGGGGGUACUCAUGAACGUGGGGGGCCGUUUCGGAAACAAACACGAUGGAGAAGGGCUCUCUGAACGAAAUAGUACCCUCAGCUGCCCUGGGACACCGCCUCUUUUCGUUCCGGGGGUUAGCGGCGUAUGCAUACUUUUCCCUCUCAAGAAGCAGUUAGGCACAGAAUGAAACAGUCGCAGCUACAACGUGGUCAAAAUGGCGUCGAUUCGGUCCUACUGUCUGUGAUUGUAUCCCUGCCCAUGUCUCUCUUGAGCGGCCGCUCGUUUCCUGUGACCACACCAAGCGUAUUGACACUCCUUGGAACAUAUGUGUCUACUCUGGAGCAUCAUAGUCUGCGUAUCGUGCUGCAUCCAGGCAAGAUCACCAAGCAAACACCGAAGUAGCACUUAUCUCGCCCGUCAUCUCGUCUUUCUGCGCGUCACUGAGGGAUAUCCACGUCAUGAUGCGCUCGGUCUUGGUGUCGGCGAAACAGCCAUGAUCAAUGAAGGUCGCCCGGGCGUCACAAUCGUCUUCUUCGUAGUCGUCUUCAGUCUCUGUGUCCCCUUUCGGUUGACUCGUUGGGUUUCGAAACGAAAAAGAGCGUGAGGGGUGGUGGUGGAGUUCAGGUAAAAGGGGUGCUCUGCGUACAGCAGUAGCAUCAAAACGUACCGUGUCAUCAGCACUGCACGGGAUGGGUGUGAAACAUGACAACGGAAGCUAUCGACCAACGAAGACACCGCCGCACGCAAGAAACUACCAGCACCCUCCCUUUUCUCGAAAGGGCGAAAACAUCGAACGUGUAGGGAAAGAGAGCAAAUACAAAUCGAACAAAUAUCGGAAUCGUCGCCUGUGAACGUAGAAACCAUUCUUAGGGUUAGGGUCAGGGUCAGGCAGUAC